CAUGGUCAAUUCAUUUACGAUGAUGUAGAUACAUUUCUAUCAUACCAAUUACUCUCAUCUGUUCCUCACAUUCUCGUAUCUUUUGCUAUCCAGUUCGAGUUGUGUGACUUUUGAUGAGGACAUUACCUUUUUCCAAUUAACAUGAGACCAAUAGAUAACAAUCUAGUGGAUCCACAACACUCUUGGAAACCCCGCUUAACCACCAACAUCGCCAAUAAGGAUUCGCCAUCUCGAAAAUCUUAUCAGGCGGUGACGGUCGACAAACGACGAGAAUAUUGGAGUGCAUGAUCUUCUACUCGGCUUUAGGAAAAUGUUAUGAGGGGGUUUUCGCAUACGAGUUGUUAGUAUUUAAUCUGAACGAAUCAAGGAAAGGAGACCAGGUACACUACACGAUUGGAAUCAAGGAUACGGUUCAUUGAGGAUUCGAAACGAGGAAAGCGGUCACAAACUUUAUCACAAUGUGUGGGGUCAAACGCGUGUGCGCCGCGCAGAUGGAUGAGGAUUUUGGGGAUGGAAUGUCUCAAAUCAACACCAAAUAAAGGAGAAAUCGAACAAAACGAUUAGGAAAGGAAGGAAUCUACCAGCUGGAUGUUAUUUUGGGAAAGAUCCGGGGACUAGUUCAUCAAUACAUAUUCUAUCCGGGGGUGGUUUAAUGAUAAGCUCACAUCAUCUCAACAACUUUCUAGAUAUUUGGACGGCUAACUACGGCCAAUCCGAUGCCGGUCUGUCUCUCAGGGUUGUUUAUCUAGCAAAGGUAUUUAAUCUACACAUCGCCAAAUU
This is a messenger RNA of Sclerotinia trifoliorum, 780 nucleotides long. The record is from the annotation of a GenBank genome assembly. NCBI's taxonomy places the organism in Eukaryota, Fungi, Ascomycota, Leotiomycetes, Helotiales, Sclerotiniaceae.